AUGCUUCUGGAGCUAAGAAAGAAGUACCUGCUUGGUUUAAUUACCAAUGGAUCCUCAAAUGCACAGUGGGAAAAAAUACGACAACUCGACAUCACUCGUUAUUUCGAUGUCGUCCUAGUAUCUGGAGAUCUGCCUUGGGAAAAACCUGAAGCACGUAUAUUUCAUGAAGCUUGCAGAAUUCUUGGAGUUUCGCCGAGUAAUUGUAUAAUGGUUGGAGAUAAAAUAGAAACAGAUAUAUUAGGCGGUAUUGAAGCCGGAUUAAGUGGGACAGUUUGGAUACCACUAUCAGAUAAAACAAGACUAUCAGCUGAUGAACCGAAGCCGAAUUACACUAUUAAACGUGUGACAGACUUGCUAGGUAUUUUGAAUCGUCGUCCAGGUGCUCCGGAGCUUGAAGAUUCCUCUUCAAAUGCAUCUGAUGGAAGCUGA
Messenger RNA from Chelonus insularis, 429 nucleotides. RefSeq names its product N-acylneuraminate-9-phosphatase. NCBI's taxonomy places the organism in Eukaryota, Metazoa, Arthropoda, Insecta, Hymenoptera, Braconidae. Gene Ontology annotation, molecular function: N-acylneuraminate-9-phosphatase activity. The transcript has 2 exons. The coding region runs from base 1 to 429 and encodes 142 amino acids. The record is from RefSeq and is a predicted model, not a curated record. Gene Ontology annotation, biological process: N-acetylneuraminate biosynthetic process; dephosphorylation.